Carassius gibelio (silver crucian carp) is the source of this 848-nucleotide messenger RNA. Its product is annotated as histone H2A. The transcript has a single exon. Gene Ontology annotation, molecular function: protein heterodimerization activity; DNA binding; structural constituent of chromatin. Gene Ontology annotation, cellular component: nucleosome. The record is from RefSeq and is a predicted model, not a curated record. Lineage: Eukaryota; Metazoa; Chordata; Actinopteri; Cypriniformes; Cyprinidae. Bases 59 to 445 code for a protein of 128 amino acids.
GCGGGGUUCAUGUUAUCAUUGACUUCAUUUCUGAAGUAGAAAUAUCAUACUCUCAACAAUGAGCGGAAGAGGCAAAACCGGCGGCAAAGCGAGAGCGAAGGCCAAGACUCGCUCCUCCAGAGCAGGGCUGCAGUUCCCCGUCGGUCGUGUUCACAGACUUCUCCGUAAAGGAAACUACGCCGAGCGCGUCGGUGCCGGAGCUCCCGUCUAUCUGGCGGCUGUGCUCGAGUAUCUGACCGCUGAGAUCCUGGAGUUGGCUGGAAACGCUGCGAGAGACAACAAGAAGACCCGCAUCAUUCCCCGUCACCUGCAGCUGGCGGUGCGCAAUGACGAGGAGCUCAACAAACUCCUGGGUCGAGUGACCAUCGCUCAGGGCGGUGUGCUGCCCAACAUCCAGGCCGUGCUGCUGCCCAAGAAGACCGAGAAACCCGCCAAAGCCAAGUAAACCCUCGGUUUCUGAAACAAAGGCUCUUUUAAGAGCCACCCAUUUUAUCUGAUGGAGAGUGCUUUUUGUUAUUUAACCAAUAGUGUAAUGUUCUCGCUUAAUAAGUGACAUUAUCAUUUAUGCAUUAAAUGUCCAUGUAGAAUAAAUAUAACUAAACAUAAACCACAACGAGCCGUGGUGGAUUGUUAUUCUUUGGAUGGUAUCAUUUUUGUAGUUCUGAUUGUAUGCAGAUGUUAAGAAACUGAUUCAACUCCGUUUCUGAAACACAAAGCCUCUUAAGAGCCACCCAUUUCUUCAGGUUUAUUUAAUCAGUAGAGUCAUACAGUCAUGUCGUUUAAUAACUCUCAUCAUUAAAUGUCAAAUGUUCAUGAAUAAUAAAUAAAAAUCAGAAGGCGCUAGCUGU